Capsicum annuum is the source of this 2633-nucleotide messenger RNA. RefSeq names its product BRCA1-associated RING domain protein 1. The coding region runs from base 248 to 2371 and encodes 707 amino acids. The record is from RefSeq and is a predicted model, not a curated record. Gene Ontology annotation, molecular function: metal ion binding; ubiquitin-protein transferase activity. The transcript is spliced from 13 exons. Gene Ontology annotation, biological process: double-strand break repair via homologous recombination; negative regulation of fatty acid biosynthetic process; positive regulation of transcription by RNA polymerase II. Gene Ontology annotation, cellular component: BRCA1-A complex; plasma membrane; BRCA1-BARD1 complex. Lineage: Eukaryota; Viridiplantae; Streptophyta; Magnoliopsida; Solanales; Solanaceae.
GCAAGAUGUAGAAUUUCGCGGGAGAAAAAUUCCCAUAAUAUAAUAUGGCGCGAAAAUUUGGAAACUUUAUACCGCCAAUUUUUUAAAAAACCCGCAAAAUUACUACUAGUAUUCUGGCUAUUAUAUUAUAUAUAUACAUUCCAUUUUUCUCCAAAUGUCCCAUUUUUCAACUUUGUAUUGUUAAUUAAUUUCAAGAAUCAAGUUUGUAUUGUGAAGGUUUGGUUGUUGUUGGUAAUUAAUUUGAAGAAUGGGAGUGGAGGAGGCUAAGGACAUUGCUAGGUUUCUAAAUCCAUUAGCAUUUCAUAUUCAGAAGUUGGGUCUUGAACUCAAAUGCCCUCUUUGCUUAAACUUGCUGACUAAACCUAGGUUGCUUCCUUGUGACCAUAUUUUCUGCAACUUUUGCGUUCCAAGCUCGAUCCAAGCUCAAUGUGAAUGCCCUAUAUGCAAACAUCAAUAUGUUGAUGAAGAAAUAAGGGCAGUGCCUCACAUGGAGAGUAUGAUAUCCAUAUUCAGAAGCUUAGAUACUACUUUCAACGCUAAACUCUUUCAGUUUCAAUCUCCCGAUUCUGGAAGAUCACUAGAGCAGUCUAACGUUUCUGUUAAUGCUGAUAAAUCAAGAAUCGAGCAAUCUAUCAAAGCCAUAUUAAGCAGCAAUGAUUCGAUCAAGGAGAUUAAUAGGCACAAUGGACAUGGAAUGCCUUGGAAUGUUGUGAAUCAGUUAGGUCUCUUGCCUUCUUCCAACAGGAAGGAAGACAUAAAAGAUGAUAGGUAUAAUGCAGAAGAAAUAGAUCUGAAUCAAUUGCAACAGCAGUCACCAGGAAGUGCUCAUUCAUCUGAUAGCAACAAAGAUAUAGUCAAGGAGAACAGUGAACUAAGAGAUGUAAAAAGCCAUACUGCAAAGAGGCUUGUAGAAGACAGUUCAGAUGUGGUUCCAUUUCUGAAAAAACAAGAUACCCCAGUUGUGUCCAAAGAUCUAGUGCACCACACAGUUAUGCGUGACGAUGUGUUUCCCGAAAGGGAUGUGAAGAGGCAAAAGAAACUGAACUAUGGAUUGCCAGAGAUGGCCUUGCAAAGUUAUGAUGGUCAUAAUCAACAAAGAGAAUCUUGUUCAAGAAUUAUUUCCAACUCAGACCACAACUUGACAUGUAAAUUGAGUGAAUCUUCUAUUGUUGCUUAUCCAGAAGAAGUUUCAGAUCAACAUCAUCUCGAACGAAGUGUUUGCGCUUUCUGCCACCAAUCUAAGAUAACAGAGGGGACUGGACCAAUGCAGCACUACUCAAAAGGAAGGGAGGUGGUGGUAGAUGCUGCUUCACUUUCAAAUGCCAUACCUGUGCAUAUGAAAUGUAUUGACUGGGCACCUCAAGUAUAUUAUGAUGGAGACAUCAUAAAAAAUUUGGAGGCUGAAUUGGCAAGAGCUGCAAAACUCAAGUGUAGUGUCUGUGGCCUAAAGGGUGCAGCACUUGGCUGCCUUGUGAAAUCUUGCCGGAGGAGUUACCAUAGGCCCUGUGCAUUUGAACUGCAGGACUGUCGUUGGGAUUGUGACAACUUUGUAAUGCUAUGCCCGAGCCAUAAAUCUGUUAAAUUUCCAAGUGAAAAGCCAAAGUCUAGGAAGCGUACCAGUACUGAAGCAUGUCCAGAACCUGCUCCCCUAACAUCUGAAAGAUCAAAUUUUUGGGCAACAUUGUCUGAUGGACCCAAAGAAUGGAUUCUAUGUGGGUCUGCUCUAUCCUCAGAAGAGAAGUAUAUGCUGGUCAAAUUUGCCAAUAUGUGCGGUGCAACUGUGUGCAAGUCUUGGGACCCAAGAGUCACUCAUGUCAUUGCAGCAACAGAUGAAAAGGGUGCAUGCACCAGAACACUGAAAGUUCUCAUGGCAAUUUUGAGUGGAAAAUGGAUCCUAACAAUUGAUUGGAUAAAAGCCUGCAUUCAAGAAAAUUAUCCUGUAAAUGAAGAGCCUUAUGAAGUUAACCUGGACAAUCAUGGUUGUUUUGGGGGUCCCAAAUCUGGUAGACUCAGGGCCUCAUCUAGUGCACCUAAGCUUUUUGAUGGUUUGAAGUUCUAUCUGAGUGGGGAAUAUGUCCCAGCAUACAAAACUGACCUGUUAGAUCUAGUCGAAAAGGCUGGUGGUUCAAUAAUUCACACCAACGAACAGUUGAUUUCCCUGACCGAUGCUAUGCAAGCAACUAACUCAGCUUGUCUAGUUGUUUAUAACAGCGAUCCUCCACGUGGUUGUGCAUUCGGGGAAGCAAGCAACAUUUUGCUGCAACGACAAGCAAAGGCCGAGGAACUAGCCAAGCCCAUCGGUUGUCAGGUCAUUCAGCACACAUGGAUUCUGGAGUCCAUUGCUACAUGUAAAAUGGCGCCUUUCAGCUGAUAAAACGGAUACCCUGAUCCUGUUACACAACAGUUUCUGCAUCAUAGCAGUAUAGAAAAUCUUGUACUUCCUAGAGUUUUCCACAACCAAAAGUAACAGUUGAAGUGAGACAAUGAGACAGAUAUAUUUACCCGAAUCCAGCACUUAUCAUUUUUCUUGUGUAUGUGCAUCACAGACUAUGAUUUAGUUGAAAUGUAGAAGAUUAUAUGAGAAAAUUGCUAGCACCCAAGUUUAUUGUAAGUUAUGCAGGCUUAUGGUCCCA